AUGUCCUUCCGCAAAUCCGACGAGAUCCUCAAGAUCGAGACCCACCAUGUCGAAGCCGGAGAGGAGGGCGAACGGAGAGUCCAGUGGGAUGGCUCGGCUGGCUUUGACAUUGAAACGGAGCGCAAAUUGACAAAGUCACUCCUCCGCAAGCUCGACACGCGUAUGCUCCCCAUGCUGGCGGUGCUCUUCUUGUUCUCCUUCCUGGAUCGCACCAACAUCGGAAAUGCUAAAAUUCUCGGUCUCCAGACAGACCUCCGCCUCGAUGCCACCCAAUACUCCUCCUGCCUCGCCAUUUUCUUCGCCUUCUAUAUCGCAUCCGAAGUACCCUCCAACCUCAUCAUCAAGAAAGUCUCGCCCCGCAUCUGGCUCGGUGUCCUCACCAUGAUCUGGGGCGUCAUCGGCAUGGCCAUGGGCUUCGUCCAGGACUUUACGGGCAUGCUGGUCGUGCGGGCGUUCUUGGGUGCCUCGGAGGGAGGGCUACUCCCCGGUAUCGUCCUCUACCUCUCCAUGAUGUACCGCCGUCAAGAGAUCGGGUUCAGACUGGGUAUCAUCUACUCUGCUGCGAGUCUGUCUGGAGCUUUCGGCGGUCUACUCGCUACUGGUCUGUACCAAAUCGGGAAUGUGGGAGGGCAGAGCGGAUGGCGCUGGAUCUUGAUCAUCGAAGGUAUCCUCACUGUCGGUGUCGGCCUCGCUGCCAUCCUCAUCCUCCCCUCGGACGUCGAGAAGGCCCGCUUCUUCACGGACGACGAGCGCAAGCUAGCUAUCGCCCGCCUCCUCGCCGACCGGCCCAUGGCUGUCGAUGCCAACGGCGACACCGUCAUCCUUGCCGAGCCCUUCUCAUGGUGGCGCGUCGGAGAGGCCGUCCUCUCCAUCAAGACCUGGCUCUCGGCUAUCGCUUACUUUGCCAUCCUCAGCGCCCUCUACUCUUUCGGCCUCUUCGUCCCCUCCAUUAUCCAAGGUCUCGGAUACAGCGCCAUCAAUGCCCAACUCUACUCGGUCCCUCCUUACGCCGUGGCUGCCUUCCUCACUGUCUGCGCCGCCUACGUAUCGGACAAGUACAAGAUCCGCGGUCCUAUCAUGCUCGCCUUCCUCCCCCUCUCCAUCAUCGGCUAUGGUGUCAUUGCCAACACGUCUGACCUCAAGCUCAAGUACGGGAUGCUCUUCAUGAUGGCGGCCGGUCUCUACCCUUCGGUCCCUCCCGUUCUCGUCUGGCUCGCGGGCAACAAUACGAACCAUUAUACCCGUGCAACGGCCAUCGGGCUGCAGCUGGCUAUCGCAAACUGCGGCGGAUUCGUGGCCGCGUUUGUCUACCCCUCCACGCAAGCGCCGUCGUAUCAGCCGUCCCACACGCUCAUCAUGGGUCUCCUCAUCGGCGCAUGGGUGCUCGUGGCGGUAAAGUGUGCGUAUCUUGCUUUCCUCAACAGGCAGAAGGCGGCGGGGAAGCACGACAGGCAUAUCGGGUGUGGGGACAACAGGGAUCCGGCUUUCAAGUAUGUCAUUUAG
Messenger RNA from Dioszegia hungarica, 1503 nucleotides. RefSeq names its product major facilitator superfamily domain-containing protein. Bases 1 to 1503 code for a protein of 500 amino acids. The record is from RefSeq and is a predicted model, not a curated record. Gene Ontology annotation, cellular component: membrane. Gene Ontology annotation, biological process: transmembrane transport. Lineage: Eukaryota; Fungi; Basidiomycota; Tremellomycetes; Tremellales; Bulleribasidiaceae. Gene Ontology annotation, molecular function: transmembrane transporter activity. The transcript has 5 exons.